UUGUGUCACCAGUUGGCAGACAGCGUGUCCACCCAAAGCCCCGAGUCUCCAGACUUAGUCGGCAGUGCAACUGGACUCAGCGCGCAGCAAAAGGGGAUCAGACUUCACACACAGCACCGGGAGUCGCUUUUCCUCCAAAGGACCGUCCGAAAUCUCCACUGCCGACGGCUUUAUAAUAAAUCUCCAGCCAUCCCGAGCAGCACAGCACAGCACAGCCUGCGAAGAAUGCUGGACUUCUCCAAAGACGCACUUCAGACCAAGGACCGUAUGGGACAAGAGAAGUCGCGUUGACUGGAACUUUUGGAGAAGUGAAGACUCUCCAGAGGCAAAUUCACAUCUUUCUACUUGGAUGGAGCGUGACUUCCAGACCUUCACUUUGCCUUAAUUGCAUGAUGGGAUUUCCCACCCCCCCCUCCUCCGAGUAAUUAACGUAAAUCUGACUUCGCGCAUUAAUAACUGACUUUCUGAUAACCUGAGUGCCAGGUUUCCAUGAAGUUCACAGGUGCUCCUUGUGUCUCUCUCUCCCAUGAGGUCUUCAUGGAACCAGUAAACUGGACCCUGACUGAAAUCACCAGGCAUCUGAGAAAGGCUUAGAAGCAGUUAUUUCUCAAUAAAAAAAGGAAAGUGCACUCUGGAUGGGAUCAUAAUGUGGAUGCAUUUCUGCGACUUCUUGCUGCAAAUGUGCCCAAAAGAGGCUCGUUGGUGCCACACACGCAUCGCCGGUACAUGGUGGUGAAAUACACCUCCAAGCCUUCCAGUCCUGAAGCACCUUGGUUGGAAAAAUCCCUUUCUUCACAUCUCCAAAUGAUCCUCUCGUUAUUCCUCCUCCUUAUAUCAUCUAGCCAGCAGCACGGGUCCGAGGCUGAAUUCAACCACAGCAACAAGUUUCAGCAUGACAAUGUAAAGGAGCAAAACGGAGUGCAAGAUCACCAGCAUGAGAAGAUCAUCACUAUUAUGGGUGACGGAGUUGUUCACAGUCCAGAUUUCCCACUGGCCUACCCACGCAACAAAGUCUUGGUCUGGCGGCUAGUGGCUGAAAAUAAGAAUGCACGGAUACAGCUGACAUUCGAUGACAGAUUUGGUCUUGAGGACCCUGAAGAUGGCAUCUGCAAGUACGACUUUGUCGAGAUUGAAGAGCCCGGGGAAGCCACUGUCUUGGGUCGCUGGUGUGGAUCACAAGCCAAACCGGGAAACCAGGUGUCCAGAGGAAAUCAGAUUAGGAUACGCUUUGUGUCGGAUGAAUUCUUUCCGUCAGAACCUGGAUUCAGCGUUCGCUACUCCUUGCUUUCUGUGAGAGUUUCAGAACCAGAGGUCACAGUGGCAAUGCCAGCACCGGUGCAUAACUUAGAGGAGCUAUCUGAAACAGUCGCUGGCUUCAACACCGUGGAGGAGGUGAUGAAGUAUCUGGAACCUGAGCGAUGGCAGCUCGACAUGGAGGACUUGCACAAGCCAACGUGGCAUGUGCUGGGAAAGUCCUUCAUCCACCAUAAGAAAUCAAGAGGAGCUGUGGACCUAAACCUGCUGAAAGAGGAAGUGAGACUGUACAGUUGUACUCCCCGCAACUUCUCCGUGUCCCUCCGUGAGGAGCUGAGGAGGACGGAUGCCAUCUUCUGGCCCAACUGUCUACUUGUCAAGCGCUGUGGGGGCAACUGUGCCUGCUGCUCACACCGCUGCCAUGACUGCCAGUGUAUUGCCACUAAAGUCACCAAGAAGUACCAUGAGGUUCUUCUGCUGAGAUACAGAGGCGGAGGGAGAGGCCUUCAGAAGUCUCUGACGGAUGUUCCUUUGGAGCAUCACAUGGAAUGUGACUGUAUAUGCAAGGAUGAUUCAGACUGAUUAGAAAAUGGCUUCAUCUACUGACCACUUAAAACAGAUCUGCUAUCAAUGGCUGGCUUGCAGUUGUCACUGCUGAAAAAUGUAUAACAUGAGUACAAAAAAGACACCAAUUAACUCCUACUGUCUUCUUGUCGUUUUAAGGAAAAAAAAACACUGGGAUUUUUGAAUUCCUGGAUGAAUUGAGUUGCCAAGGUACGGCAAGACUUUCUGCAUUCCACAAGGAAUAAAAAAAAACAUGGAUUAAGGAGGAUUAUUUUUGUGUUAAAUAUCUCUGGAGGUGGUGGAAAAAGCUGGCAAUUUCUGACUCCGAAAGACCAGAAAAUAUAAGGACGUCAGGACGAUAAUUCAGGGCUUAAAGAUUCAGGCUGCCCUGGUUCCAUUGUUUGAAAGUUCCAGACUGUACAUAGUAGCGCCCCCCGUGGCUCGUUGCUGGUACUGUGCUUAACUAAGCCUCUGAAAAACGAGCAUCUCAUUGACUCUUUCAGU
This is a messenger RNA of Scleropages formosus (Asian bonytongue), 2322 nucleotides long. RefSeq names its product platelet derived growth factor c (gene pdgfc). Gene Ontology annotation, molecular function: growth factor activity; platelet-derived growth factor receptor binding. The transcript is spliced from 6 exons. Gene Ontology annotation, cellular component: membrane. The record is from RefSeq and is a predicted model, not a curated record. Bases 727 to 1836 code for a protein of 369 amino acids. Gene Ontology annotation, biological process: positive regulation of phosphatidylinositol 3-kinase/protein kinase B signal transduction; positive regulation of cell migration; positive regulation of MAP kinase activity. NCBI's taxonomy places the organism in Eukaryota, Metazoa, Chordata, Actinopteri, Osteoglossiformes, Osteoglossidae.